Brettanomyces nanus is the source of this 1980-nucleotide messenger RNA. RefSeq lists its product as uncharacterized. The transcript has 2 exons. Lineage: Eukaryota; Fungi; Ascomycota; Pichiomycetes; Pichiales; Pichiaceae. The record is from RefSeq and is a predicted model, not a curated record. Gene Ontology annotation, cellular component: membrane. The coding region runs from base 1 to 1980 and encodes 659 amino acids. Gene Ontology annotation, biological process: transmembrane transport. Gene Ontology annotation, molecular function: ATP hydrolysis activity; ABC-type oligopeptide transporter activity; ATP binding.
AUGCCGGAGAACAAAAGUGGGAGUAGCUCCAAAUCAAAUGCUACUGAUGAUCAGAAGAAUGAGAAGAAGGCUCUUUCAGAAAUUGUCGAACUUCUUAAACUUACAAAGCCAGAACUUCGAACUCUUUUAUUUGCUAUGCUUUUUCUAUGUAUUUCAUCUGCUGUCAGUAUGCUCUUUCCUAUAGUUCUAGGUAAAGUUAUAGAUACAGCAAAAACGGAUAUAGAGAAAGAAGAAAUAUCAACCGAGACAAAGGUUGGUGGAAUACCGAUGCCUUCUGCUAUCAAAAUAUUCGAUUACGAUGUUCCAACUGCCGUGUUUUACUCGGCGUUGGCUCUUGUAUUUCUAGUAGGAGCCAGUGCCAACUUUGGUCGUAUCGUCCUAUUAAGAAAGGUGGGAGAAAGGAUUAUGAUGAAUCUGAGAGUUAACAUCUUGAGGAAAAUCUUCUUCCAAGAUGCCAAGUUUUGGGAUUACCAUAAAAGCGGUGACUUAAUUUCUCGUCUAGUUAAUGAUUCCACAGUGGUAUCACGUUCUGUAACUCAGAAUGUUAGUGAUGGCUUAAGAUCUCUUAUUAGCGGCUUUGUUGGUAUGAGCAUGAUGCUAGCAAUAUCAGCCAAACUAACCGCCUAUAUGCUUCUUAUCUUCCCGGUACUAUUAUUUCUGGCCUUGGUCUUCGGUAGAAAGGUGAAGAGAGUUUCCAGAGAUAUACAAUCCCAACUUGGUAGUCUCACCAAAGUGUCAGAGGAACAGUUUAGUUUUGUUAAAACCAUUCAAAGUUUCAAUAACGAGGAGUAUGAGGUGGGUAAAUUCAGAAAAGAGGUCAAGAAACUAUACGAUCUCUCCGUUUUUGAAGGCAAGCUUAACGGACUGUUCUAUGGAGUCAAUGGAUUUAUAGGAAAUACCUUCCUUCUAUUUAUGCUCUCUCUGGGAACUUAUAUGGUGAGACAGGGCGACCUCUCCAUAGGAGAGUUAUCAUCCUAUCUUAUGUAUACCAUAUAUUCUGCAUCCAGCGUCUACUCUCUUUCAAACUUUUACUCUGAACUCAUGAAGGGAGUGGGAGCAUCGGGUCGUGUUUUUGAGUUGCUUCACCUCAAGCCGGCUAUAGAUCCCAAAAGGGGAGAAAGGUUGAAUGUUAACGGUGAUAUCCAGUUUGACCACAUCGAGUUUCGGUACCCUACGAGACCAAAGCAUGCUGUGUUCAAAGAUUUGAAUCUUUACGUUCAAGAGGGUGACCAUAUCUGUCUUGUGGGACCAAGUGGCUGUGGCAAGAGUACAGUGGCACAGCUUCUUUUAAGAUAUUAUUUUCCAAAUAGAGGCACUAUAAUUGCCAAUGAUCAUGAGCUCGACGAGGUUAGCCUAGCGUUUUAUCGUAACCAAGUCGGUAUAGUUCAGCAAGAACCUAUGCUAUUUUCCGGUACACUUCGAGAGAACAUUGUCUACGGUCGUCGUGAUGCAUCGAAGGAGGAAGUGCGUAAAGUGUGUGAUUUGGCAUAUUGUUCGGACUUUAUUAAGGGGUUUUCCGAAGGUCUAGAUACCGUGAUUGGAUCCAAAGGUGCUCAAUUAAGCGGAGGACAGAAGCAGCGAGUUGCAUUGGCCAGAACACUUCUCUUGGCUUCAAACGUUAGUCCGGAAGUGGCAGAUAGAUUCAAGCUUGAUGGAAAUUCUGACGUGUUUGAUGACCAGGGUAACAUCUUACUCGGUCCUAGCAUUCUUAUUUUAGAUGAGGCUACUUCAGCCUUGGAUGCCCAUUCAGAAGAAGCAAUUCGAAACACUCUAAACCUUAGACAGGAGGCUGGAUUGACUACCAUUUCGAUAGCUCAUAGAUUGAGCACUAUUGAGAUGAGUAAUAAGAUUGUCGUCUUCAACGCCCACGGAGAGAUCGUGGAGCAGGGAGAAUUUGACACGUUAAUCAGUGAUCCAAACAGUGAGUUCAAUAAAUUGUUGAAAAAGACUUCUACAGGAGAUAAUGUCGAGGAAAUUUAG